This is a messenger RNA of Aphidius gifuensis, 783 nucleotides long. RefSeq names its product speckle-type POZ protein-like. Gene Ontology annotation, biological process: regulation of proteolysis; proteasome-mediated ubiquitin-dependent protein catabolic process. Lineage: Eukaryota; Metazoa; Arthropoda; Insecta; Hymenoptera; Braconidae. Gene Ontology annotation, cellular component: cytoplasm. The record is from RefSeq and is a predicted model, not a curated record. The transcript has 3 exons. Gene Ontology annotation, molecular function: ubiquitin protein ligase binding. The coding region runs from base 1 to 783 and encodes 260 amino acids.
AUGUCAGUGAUAAGUAGACCUACUCAGGAUUCCGUUAAACUUUUAAUGUCAAACCGUGAUUAUGUUACUGGUAUAGAAACUUGUGAAUUUACAUAUGAAUGGACAAUUAAAAACUUCAGUCCGUGGACCAGUGGAAAAAUUAUAUCACCAAGUUUUUCAUCUAAUUAUUCUGAUUUUGACGAUGAAUGGAUUUUGGAAAUAAAUCCAAAUAAAGCAACCGAUUCAGAUAACGAAUCUGAAUUUGAUUCUCACUGCAGUUGUAAGCCUGAGUCUGACGAUUGUAAAACUGAUACUCACUGUUGUAGUGCUAAAUCUGACGAUUCUAAAUCAGUUGACAGAUAUGUGUCGGUGGAGCUAGAACUUGAAUCAUUCAAUCCAUUCAAUAGUCUUCUACAAUUACAAGCAAAGUGUGAAAUAUUAAUGAAUAAUAGAAAAGUAGAAACUAAAGAAUGCAAAUUCGGUAAAAAAUCAUUUCGUGCAAUCAAAUGCAUUCUUGGAGCACGCAGUCCUGUUUUUGCUGCAAUGUUCGAACAUGAAGAAUUCAAAAAAAAUGAAACCAAUGAAGUUGUCAUUGAAGAUAUUGAUGAAGAUGUUUUUGAAGAAUUUUUACAUUAUAUUUAUACUGGAGAAACAUCAAAUGUUGCCAAAAUGCCAAUGAAACUACUUGUUGCUGCUGACAAAUAUCAGGUGGCUUGUCUUAAAAAAAUUUGUGAAGAAUCAAUUUGUGAAACGAUAAAUCUCGAUAAUGUUGCAAGUGUUCUUGAGCAUUUGCUGUUGUCAUAA